This is a messenger RNA of Diaporthe citri, 1158 nucleotides long. RefSeq lists its product as uncharacterized. Gene Ontology annotation, biological process: glucan catabolic process. The coding region runs from base 1 to 1158 and encodes 385 amino acids. Gene Ontology annotation, molecular function: hydrolase activity, hydrolyzing O-glycosyl compounds. The record is from RefSeq and is a predicted model, not a curated record. Lineage: Eukaryota; Fungi; Ascomycota; Sordariomycetes; Diaporthales; Diaporthaceae. The transcript is spliced from 5 exons.
AUGCCUUGCGUGAAGACGUCCACGCUCAGCAGCGCCCUGACUGCAGCCACGGCAACCCUGUCGUCCAUCUACUCAGGCUCCGUGCCGACCUCGGCCCCGGCUGCUGUCCAGACGUCCGUCUCCGUUGCCACGUCCUCGGCCGUGGCCAGCAGCGCCGCGGCCCAGGCCACCGAUGCCAGUAGCGCGCCUGUUGCGCCGACUGCGACCAACCAGACCACAUACGCUGGAAUCAACAUCGCUGGGUUUGACUUUGGUUGCGGCACCGAUGGAACCUGCACUGUGGAUGGAAUCACAGUGCCCAGCACUGGUGCGGCACAGAUGCAGCACUUCUACAAAAAUGACAACAUGAACAUCUUCCGCCUGCCUGUCGGCUGGCAGUAUCUCACCAACAAUGUUGUUGGUGGGGACCUGGACUCUACCAACUUUGGGAAGUACGAUGGGUUGAUGCAGAGCUGUCUUGACCUUGGGGCAAAGUGUGUCAUUGACAUCCACAACUACGCCCGAUGGAAUGGGCAGGUCAUCGGCCAAGGCGGCCCGACGAACGACAAAUUCGCCGCUCUCUGGGCCUCUCUGGCCACCAAGUACGCUGACAGCCCCAACGUCAUCUUCGGAAUCAUGAACGAGCCCCACGACGUCACGACCUCGGCCUGGGCCGAGACCGUCCAGGCCGCCGUCACGGCCAUUCGCAAGGUCGCCCCGGACCACUGGCUGCUCAUCCCCGGCAGCACGUACUCGUCCGCCGCGGCCCUGCCCACCGAGGCCGGGCCGGACCUGCUCAAGGUCACCAACCCGGACGGAAGCACCAAGAACAUCUUCUUCGAUGUGCACAAGUACCUCGACAGCGACAACUCAGGCACCCACACCGACUGCACGACCAACAACAUCGACGACGCCUUCGCGCCGCUGGCCAAGUGGCUGCGCUCCAACGGCCGCCAGGCCAUGCUCACCGAGACGGGCGGCGGCAAUACGGACUCGUGCGAGAAGUACGUGUGCGAGCAGUUCGCCUUCCUCAACGAGAACGCCGACGUCUUCCUCGGCUACGUCGGCUGGUCCGCCGGCGGCUUCGACAGCACCUACGAGCUGUACCUCACGCCCACCGGCACCUCUGCGGACUCCAUGACGGAUACGCCUCUGAUGAGCAAGUGCUUUGCUCGGUAA